GUGUGUGUGUGUGUUUGUGUGUGUGUGUCUCAGACACUUCCCACAAAUCUCAGCCGCCCCUCUCUCUCUCUCUCUGUGAAGAAAACAAUCAGCGUCUAGCUGUCCAUCAGAGCGUCGCCUCUCUCCAGAGUCUCCUCUCUCCCAGGUGGAUUUUUCCGCCCAGACGGACACCUGCCGUGAGCGCGCACACACACACACACACACACACACACACACACACACCCGACCCUGUGCCACCUCCCUCCUCCUGCGGAGCUCACUGGAGCGUGUGUGAGUGUGUGAGUGUGUGAGUGUGUGUCUUUGUGGACUAUGCCCUCCCGAGAGGAGAGGAGAGAGCGGGGCUGAGAACCCUGGAGCAGAACGCGCUGCGGACGGAACGGUUCUCUCGGCAGACCCACAGAGCCACAGGAUAUUACUGAAGAUGCAAACUUCAACUGCCCAGCCCGUGACCAACUUCACCACAGCUUUCCAGAACACCACGUCCACCACCAAGUCCAAGGAGCAAAUACUCACCCAAAGUUCUGGUGCCAUGAUAGCCCUCAUUGUCAUCGGGAUCAUCAUCAUUCUCACAAUCUUACUCAUCAUUCUCAAGACAUACAACAGGAGAACACAUACGUCAAGGAUGAUGGCUGGUGUUGGAGGCUCCAAAGCUCGUAAAAAGUCGCCCUCCUCAACCCAAACGAACCUGAACAUGAGUCACCUAGGACCCAGCUCGGUGUCUGGGAGUUUCGUCCAAUCAUCUGUGCCGUCAGAGAAUGGCUUCCGUCUCCCACGGGUAGACUUGACCAGUGUUGACCACAACAGCUUGGACCAGCAGAGCACGGCCAGCGGCUCCACAGUGGUCACCGUACAUGACACGCCUUCCAUCGAGAACACGUAGGAGCGGCAGUUGCCACAGCCAGAGCCUGAAACAGACUUCAGAACCGGCGUCUAUGUCAUACCACAAGGAUUAACGGAAACAACACCACCUCGAUGAACAAAGGAGAGCCGCACUGAACGUCGCCGUACUCGGCGAGACAGUCACGAGACUGUACUUGCGAUAGCCAGCAUAGAUAUAUUGACCCUUGGAGGAUCUUUAGAUGUUACCACUACAGGUUAGGGGCAGGAUGCACCCAUGAACGGACAGAACCAUGGACCGAUCAGGUAUGGGGAAUCGCGCGCCAGGAAGUGCGCGCAGGUCUCCAAAUUGCUGCCCCAGGACUGUUACAGUCCUACAUGUAACCCUCAAGCGUGCUGUGUGACGGAAUACGACUAGAUGACGAACUCAGAAUGUUGAGAGGGUAGAGAGAAGCAGGUGUAGUAAAUGCAGCCAUGUCGGCGGUCUCUUAAUUUAGCAGAUGAUUUUGCACUAGCCGUUGCUGUUCUUGUGACUGUUGUGACACGUCUUUCAUGAACCUUAAUUGAAUGUGAAUCUUUCCUAUAUUUUGAUUUAAAUCUAAAAGUAUGGUGUAAGAAAAAUAUUUAUUUUUGUAAACAAUUUUAUUUAUUUGACUGAUUUCACCUUCAGGAAACUGUUUAUAAAACAUAGGCCAUGAGGCUGUGCUUAAAUAUAAUCAAAGUGCAAAUAGAAUGUGGAAACACAUCAAAGUUUUAAAAAGUCCACAAGGCCGUCGCCUACCAUGAUGAUCUGUGUUUUACAUUCCCAUGUUGCCCAAAUACUGAACACAUCCUAGGCUACAUUUAAUAUCUCCCAAUAUGCCAAAACACUGAUCAUUCAACUUUUAAAAAUCUUACCAUAUCUUAAUUCAUCUUUAUGUGAUUGAUCAAAGUUUCUUUUCUUGGUUAUACAUGGAUAGGCUAUAUCAUCCUUCAAUUUACUUGUAAUGUGAAUGCCAUGCUCACCUAAACAUUUUUAAUAAAUUCUUAUCUCCACAUUCUGAA
This is a messenger RNA of Alosa sapidissima (American shad), 1881 nucleotides long. RefSeq names its product non-compact myelin associated protein (gene ncmap). The transcript has 4 exons. The record is from RefSeq and is a predicted model, not a curated record. Lineage: Eukaryota; Metazoa; Chordata; Actinopteri; Clupeiformes; Clupeidae. The coding region runs from base 422 to 880 and encodes 152 amino acids. Gene Ontology annotation, molecular function: structural constituent of myelin sheath. Gene Ontology annotation, cellular component: plasma membrane; Schmidt-Lanterman incisure; paranode region of axon. Gene Ontology annotation, biological process: regulation of myelination.